AUGACGUCGGUCCGCGGAGAGACAACUGGAGCAGUUCCGUUAUUAGUCGUCUUCACCUGGUGGACAAAUGAACACGUGUCUCUCCGCAAGAUGGAUCCCAAACCAGCUAAGGAAAGUGGGCACCGAGAAGGAGAUGUGAAUGAUGCUAACCUGCCGUGGAGGAGCGACGCCUCCGAUUUCAGGCUGUGGUACGUCAGCGUCAGCAGCAGCUGCCCCUCACAGAGAUCACACAACCUACUACUGCCGCCGGCCGGGGCAGUCACGAAUCACAAGCACGUCUUCCUCAGGACGACAACGACGACAGGAUUUAUUUUCCUUCUUGUCCACUAGACUGGAUUCUGUGGGAUCCUUUGCACUACCGUGGCAGUUCCACCUAGGGUGACCCCUGUGCGGCGGUAGCCCUUCGCAAUGCCAAGAUGGCUCCCCCGCUCCCUCCCUCAGGCGCCAACGCGUUCCGCCCCUUCACCCGAGAAUCGCUGGCGGAGAUCGAGAGGCUUCAAGUGGAAAAGCGCAAAAAGGCAGACCCAGUAGACGGACACGAUGAGGCCGAGGUGGAGGAAGAGAAGGCGCCGGCGACCCCCAACGCCGACUUGGAGGCCGGCAAGAGUUUGCCGUGGAUUUACGGAGACCCUCCGGCGGAGAUGAUCAACACACCGUUGGAGGAUUUGGACCCCUUCUACAAGGCUCAGAAGACGUUCAUCGUGAUUAGCAAAGGCAACACCAUCUUCAGGUUCAACGCGGAGCCGGCGUGCUACCUCCUGAGCCCCUUCAGCAUCGUGAGAAGAGGAUCCAUCAAAAUCCUCAUCCAUUCAUAUCCUUAACGCCACCGCUCAUUUCAACCCGCUCCCUUACAUGUUUCCUUAACGUGACGCCUCAAAUUAUUCAGCAUGUUCAUCAUGAUCACCAUUUUAUCCAAUUGCGUGUUUAUGACCAUGAGCAACCCGCCAGCCUGGAGUAAAAAUGUCGAGUACGCUUUUACUGGGAUUUACACCUUCGAGGCUACCGUCAAAGUGUUGUCCAGAGGCUUCUGCAUCGGCUCGUUUACAUUCCUUCGAGACCCGUGGAACUGGCUGGAUUUCAUGGUGAUCAGCAUGGCGUACAUCACUGAGUUCGUCGAUCUCGGUAACGUGUCCGCCCUCAGGACCUUCCGUGUGCUACGAGCCCUUAAAACCAUCACUGUGAUUCCUGGUCUAAAAACCAUCGUGGGCGCGUUGAUCCAAUCGGUGAAGAAAAUGGGGAACGUGAUGGUCCUGACUGUCUUCGCUCUGGCCGUGUUCGCGCUGGUCGGCCUCCAGCUGUUCAUGGGCAACCUACGGCACAAGUGCGUGCGUUGGCCCGUCGACGGCAACGACACCGCCGAGUGGUUCAACGUCACCGACGCGUUAGCGCUCGACAACCAAACGGUCGGUUUCAACGCUAGCGAUUAUUCCAACGGCACCUUCGAUUUCGCAGAGUACAUCGAGAACUCGGAAAACUACUACUUUCUGGACGGCAGCAAAGAUCCUCUUGUAUGCGGGAACGGUUCCGAUGCUGGAGUCUGCCCUGAAGGUUUCACGUGCAUGAAGGCCGGCGGGAACCCAAAUUACGGCUACACCAGCUUCGACUCGUUCGGCUGGGCUUUCCUGGCGCUCUUCAGACUCAUGACCCAGGACUACUGGGAAAACCUCUUCCAGAUGAUCCUGCGGGCGGCGGGCAAAACGUAUAUGCUCUUCUUCGUGGUGGUGAUCUUCCUGGGAUCCUUCUACCUCAUCAACCUCAUCCUAGCGGUGGUGGCCAUGGCGUACGACGAGCAGAACCAGGCCACGCAGCGUGAGGCCAAGGAGAAGGAGGAGGAGUUUCAGCGUAUCCUCGAGCAGCUCAAGAACCAGGAGCAGGCUCAGCAGUCUGGAAGUCGAGAAUCUCUGAACAGUAGCAAGCUGCCAAGUCGCCACUCGAGCCCGGAGCGCGACGAAGCUGUCAAGGACUGUAACGGCAAGAUGGUCCCAAGCCUCAUGGUCCGACCGCCCACCAUGGUCGUGUGUAAUGAUGAUGAGGAGCUCAGGGAGAAGUCUCCAGGCAUGCUUAAUCCAGAUGAUCUUCAUCCGGACGAUCAGAGCCAGAGGCAGAGGUCCACCAGCGCCAUGGAAGAGUUGGAGGACGCUCAGAGGCCGUGCCCACCAGGCUGGUAUAAAUUUGCCAACGUUUUCCUCAAGUGGAACUGCUGCAAGCCGUGGAUGACCCUCAAAAAGUGGUUGUACGUCAUUGUGAUGGACCCUUUCUUCGACCUGGCCAUCACCAUUUGCAUCGUGCUCAACACGCUCUUCAUGGCCAUGGAGCAUUACCCCAUGACCAAAGAAUUUGAUGAGAUGCUUUCCGUGGGCAACCUGGUUUUCACUGGGAUCUUCACAGCGGAGAUGGUCCUUAAACUCAUUGCCAUGGAUCCUUACUACUACUUCCAAGUGGGUUGGAAUAUUUUUGACAGCAUCAUCGUAACUCUCAGUCUUGCAGAGUUGGGCCUGGCAAACGUUCAGGGGCUCUCGGUCCUGCGUUCCUUCCGCUUGCUUCGUGUCUUCAAGCUAGCCAAGUCCUGGCCCACACUCAACAUGCUGAUCAAGAUCAUCGGAAACUCCGUGGGCGCCCUGGGCAACUUGACGCUGGUGCUGGCCAUCAUCGUCUUCAUCUUCGCCGUGGUGGGCAUGCAGCUCUUUGGCAAGAACUACAAGGACUGCGUAUGCAAGAUCUCCGAUGACUGCGAGCUGCCGCGCUGGCACAUGAACGACUUUUUCCACUCCUUCCUCAUCGUCUUUCGCAUCUUAUGUGGCGAGUGGAUCGAGACCAUGUGGGACUGCAUGGAGGUGUCCGGGGCGGGAAUGUGCCUCAUCGUCUUCAUGUUGGUCAUGGUUAUUGGAAAUCUCGUGGUGCUGAACCUCUUCUUGGCGUUGCUGCUCAGUUCGUUCAGCGGCGACAACCUGUCGACGGCGGAUGACGACGGCGAGCUUAACAACCUCCAGAUCGCCGUCGGGAGGAUCACGCAAGGCAUUGACUGGCUCAAAGCUAAUGUCACCAAAAUUCCAGGGAGGAUCCUGGGCAAAAUACCCAAGGCGACUGAGGACACGGUGGAGAUGAACGACUUAGACAAAACGGCAGACGGGAUAGCAAAUUGUCGGAUGCCGGGACGGGCUUCCGGCGCCGGUUUGGAUGGAGAGCUUGCUCUCGGUGUGCCCAUCGCUCAGGGGGAGUCAGACUUUGAAAUUCUGGACGAUGAUGACGACGAGUAUGACUCCAAUCUUUCCACUUGUGGCGACAGCCUUCAUGACGAUAAAAGCCUAGAGGACGAUCUAGGUCUUAUCAAAGAAGUCAAACUGAUGGGCGUGGCCACCGAGGACGCCGACGUAUCAAUGUGCAGUACGGCCGAUUAUCAACCGCCUGAACCCGAACUGGAAGAAGAAGAGGAGGAAGAACCGGAGCCGGUGGAGCCGGAAGCCUGCUUCACCGACAACUGCAUUGGGCGCUGGCCGUGCCUCACCGUGGACGUGGACACCACCAAAGGCAAGCGAUGGUGGAAGCUCCGCAAGACCUGCUUUGCCAUCGUGGAGCACGACUGGUUUGAAACCUUCAUCAUCUUUAUGAUCUUACUAAGCAGCGGCGCUCUGGCUUUUGAAGACAUUUAUCUCGAGCGACGGCGAAUCAUCAAAAUUAUCCUGGAGUAUGCCGAUAAAGUUUUCACCGUCGUCUUUGUCAUCGAGAUGAUCCUGAAAUGGACGGCGUACGGUUUCAAGACCUACUUCACCAACGCCUGGUGCUGGCUGGACUUUUUUAUCGUCGAUGUUUCUCUGAUUAGCUUGGUGGCCAACUGGAUGGGAUUCUCCGAGCUGGGGCCAAUCAAAUCCCUCCGAACGCUGAGGGCGCUGAGGCCUCUACGCGCUCUCUCCAGAUUCGAAGGCAUGAGGGUGGUGGUGAACGCGCUGGUCGGCGCCAUCCCGUCCAUCUUCAACGUCCUGUUAGUCUGCCUCAUCUUCUGGCUCAUCUUCAGCAUCAUGGGGGUCACCAUGUUUGCCGGCAAGUUCUACCGCUGCAUCAACACCACCACGGAGGAACCCUUCGCCGUCGCCCAAGUCAACAACCGCAGCGAGUGCCUGGCCCUGCAGGAGGCCACGGGGGAGGCCCGCUGGGUCAAUAUCAAGGUCAACUACGACAAUGUGGGGAAAGGCUACUUGUCGCUGCUCCAAGUGGCAACCUUUAAAGGCUGGAUGGACAUCAUGUAUGCCGCUGUUGACUCCAGAGAAGUGGAGGAGCAGCCGUCGUACGAGAUCAACCUAUACAUGUACAUCUACUUUGUCAUCUUCAUCAUCUUCGGCUCCUUCUUCACGCUCAACCUCUUCAUCGGUGUUAUCAUUGACAACUUCAACCAGCAGAAGAAAAAGUUGGGAGAUAAAGACAUCUUCAUGACGGAAGAGCAGAAGAAGUACUACGAAGCCAUGAAGAAACUCGGUUCCAAGAAGCCGCAGAAGCCAAUUCCACGUCCCACGAACUUUCUCCAGGGCUUGGUGUUUGACCUCACCAAUCAGCAGUUCUUUGACAUCUUCAUCAUGGUGCUCAUCUGCCUCAACAUGGUGACCAUGAUGGUCGAGACGGACAACCAAAGCGCAGAGAAGGAGGAUUUCCUCUUUAAAGUCAAUCUGGCCUUUAUUACGGUCUUCACCACCGAGUGCGUGCUGAAGCUCUUUGCUCUGCGGCAGUACUUCUUCACCAACGGUUGGAAUGUAUUUGACUUCAUCGUGGUCAUCCUCUCCAUUGCUGGCACCAUGCUGUCGGACCUGAUCGAGAAGUACUUUGUGUCACCCACGCUCUUCCGUGUGAUCCGUCUGGCCCGGAUCGGUCGCAUCCUGCGUCUCAUCAAAGGCGCCAAAGGCAUCCGGACGCUCCUCUUUGCCCUGAUGAUGUCACUCCCCGCCCUCUUCAACAUCGGCCUGCUGCUCUUCCUCAUCAUGUUCAUCUUCUCCAUCUUCGCCAUGUCCAACUUCGCCUACGUCAAGAAGGAGGCGGGCGUGGACGACAUCUUCAACUUUGAGACGUUUGGCGGGAGCAUCAUUUGCCUCUUCCAGAUCACCACGUCGGCCGGCUGGGAUGGGCUCCUGCUUCCCAUGCUCAACAGGGAGCCCCCCGACUGCGAUCCCGACUUUGAGAACCCCGGCACGGACGUGAGGGGCAAUUGCGGCAGCCCGGGCUUGGGCAUGAUAUUCUUCAGCAGCUACAUCAUCAUCUCCUUCCUGGUGGUGGUCAACAUGUACAUCGCUAUCAUCCUGGAGAACUUCAACGUGGCGCAGGAGGAGAGCAGCGACGCGCUGUGCGAGGAUGACUUUGAGAUGUUCAACGAGACGUGGGAGAAGUUUGACACGGACGGAACCAUGUUCAUCGAGUACGCCCGCCUCUCUGACUUUUGCGACGCUCUGCAGGAGCCGCUGAGGGUCGCCAAGCCCAACCGCCUUCGUCUGAUCCAGAUGGACCUCCCGCUGGUCAUCGGCGAUCGCAUCCACUGCCUGGACAUCUUGAUGGCUGUCACGGAGAUGGUUCUUGGAGACACGCUGGAAAUGGCCGCCAUGCGGGAGAGCAUCAAGACCAAGUUCCUCCAAAGCAACCCCACCUCGGACUCCUUCGCGCCCAUCACUACCACCGUACGCCACAAGGAGGAAACGUGGGCCGCCACCGUCAUCCAGCGGUCCUAUCGGAGCCACCUGCUGCGACGCGGACUCCGUCACGCCGCCUUCCUGCGCCGCUCCAAGAGAGGGACCGCCCAGGUCCAAGACCCGGCGGAGAAGGAGGGCUUGAUUGCGCGCAAAAUGGGAGCGCUGUAUGCUAGUUGUGUGAACCUCUCCAAGGGGAAUGAGACUCUGGUGGCACCAGGAACCAGACCAGGUCUUGGCGCGCCUAGGUCGAGUGUCAUGUCGGUACCUGUGGAAAUCAGUAAUGAGGUGGUGCUACAUUCUGCCCCCGAGCCAACCCGAGUUCUCGACAGCCUUCAAGAACACAUCAGAGAGUCGCAUGUGUAACCAAAAAAAACUUUUUUUGUUGACAUUUUUACGAGGAU
Syngnathus acus (greater pipefish) is the source of this 6067-nucleotide messenger RNA. It is a transcript of the gene scn4aa, whose product is annotated as sodium channel, voltage-gated, type IV, alpha, a. Lineage: Eukaryota; Metazoa; Chordata; Actinopteri; Syngnathiformes; Syngnathidae. The record is from RefSeq and is a predicted model, not a curated record. Gene Ontology annotation, biological process: neuronal action potential; membrane depolarization during action potential; sodium ion transmembrane transport. Gene Ontology annotation, molecular function: calcium ion binding; protein binding; voltage-gated sodium channel activity. Gene Ontology annotation, cellular component: axon; voltage-gated sodium channel complex; plasma membrane. The transcript is spliced from 27 exons.